Phanerochaete carnosa HHB-10118-sp is the source of this 2075-nucleotide messenger RNA. RefSeq lists its product as uncharacterized. The record is from RefSeq and is a predicted model, not a curated record. NCBI's taxonomy places the organism in Eukaryota, Fungi, Basidiomycota, Agaricomycetes, Polyporales, Phanerochaetaceae. The coding region runs from base 33 to 2075 and encodes 680 amino acids. The transcript is spliced from 6 exons.
UCGAUGCCAGCUUCCUCUCUCACCCCUAGUACAUGAGUUCUUCCUCUGCCCAACCACACUCUCGUGGCCAUCUUCUCCAUGAGCUGCUGCACCAGGUAUCCGAGUCUGAACUUGACUGGUUCUUCGAGCACGCUCUCCCUCCCCUCCACCCCCGUAUCAACCUCACCAGAACUUAUUUCAGGCUCAAGAAGAAUGCUAUCAAUAAAGGCGGAUACUGGUCGGUCUGGAGCUAUUACCCCGUCUCGGCCGGGGCCGGUGGGGAGAACGGCUUGUAUGGAAAGUUCGACACACUCGCCGAAAAAAUCUGUGGUGCAUGCAAUAUCACCGACGUCCCUCGCAAUGUCAAAUUCAUCUGCAUCCCCGACCGGUCUCCAGAGUCUAGGACGCGGCCGAAUACCUCCAAGCCCGACUGUGUCGCUCUCCGUGCAGACGCCAAGUGCAUGACCUCUGGCCUCGAACGGCCUCGUAGAUUGAAGAAGCUGAGGUGGCUCGACAUCGCAGUCCCUUCCGAGUUUAAGCUCAAUGCUACGAACCCGCAGUAUGCACGUGAUAACCGGGCAAAAAUUCUGUGGUCAUUAGCGUACAUCAUGCGCGAGGAUCCCCGCCGGCGGUUUGUUUACGGUUUUACCAUCGAAGACGUAAAUAUGCGUUUGUGGUUCUGCAGCCGGUCAGACGUCAUUGUCUCAAAGCCGUUCGAUUUCAUGAAGAACCACGUUGCCACCAUGAACUUUAUCCUUAGCAUCUGCUAUGCUAGUUACGCUCAACUCGGCUGGGACGAAACCAUCACUUUCGUCAAGCGGACCUCACGAAAACCAUAUUCCUUCCUCAAGAUUGCUGUCAGAAACUUAGAUGGCACGGCGACGUAUUACCAUACGAAGAGGGUUAUCUCCAACAUAGGAACCGAUGCAGUCAGAGGACGUGGCACUCGUGUCUGGGAGGUCAGGAGGUUAGACGACAGGGGAAAGGAGCUUCCAACGCCGCUUGUGCUCAGAGAUGGCUGGCGAGAUGCAGACCGCCCGAGCGAAGGAACUAUCUUGAAUGCCAUACGCGGCAAUACCGACCUCAGCGAAGACAUUCACGAGCUUCUGGAACAGCACUUCCUGCAUGUUGAGGCUGAAGGCAAUGUUUACGUUGGGGACAUUCCAGAUCACACCCGCGACGUCAUGCUGAAAGGGCAGGCACUACCAGAGCAGCAUGGCAUGCCGCAGGUACCUGCAGAACUCAACGACCGGAUCACGGUCGCCGCUGACUUUCAGGUACGACUCGGAAGCGCAACAGCGCCAGAAAGGCCAGAACUGGAGACACCUCCAUUGUACAGUGGAAAGGUGCAUUAUCGCGUUGUGUACAGGGAGCUCGGAAAGACCCUCCGAGAGGUCAGUUCUAUGAGUGAGGCCUUCGGUCAUCUCUCGGGUGUCAUCGAAGGAAUUGCCGCUCUCUACGAGUGCGGCUGGAUUCACCGCAACAUCAGCAUCGACAAUGUGCUAGUCAUCGAUGGACAAGUCAAGAUCUCAGACCUCGAGUAUGCUAAGCCACUGGAAGACGACCAGCAGCCACACGGCAUCCGUACAGGAUCUAUCUUCUUCGUGUCGACUGAAGUUGAAAACCACCGGUAUCUACACCGUAACGCUCUCCGCGUUGACAAAAUACCAGUGCUUGACGGCAACUGGAUGAACAAGAAGCGCAAACAGGACCUGCAGCGUCUACUCUCUCGCACUCCGCCGCCGCCGGUGCCUUCUGUGAAGAUCGUCAUUCCCUUCCGGCACAACGUUCUCCAUGAUGCAGAGUCUGCACUCUGGCUGGGCUUUUAUGUCGUACUGACCAUCCCACCGGGGCUUCAAGCGAUCCAGCGGCCGGACAACGGCAAUACCUAUCCCACGAAGAAGAGGAAGACACAAAACGCUCCCCCAACAUCCGCCGCUUCGGCCUCCACCCCUGCUGUCACUGUCGGGUCUCCUGUCGCAUCCACCUCUACAGCGUCUGCCUCCGUCGCUGUAACACGCACACCGAGAGCGUCCGCGUCAAAGGCAUCCUCUUCCGCGGCCACUAGUUCUAAGGCGUUCAGCUCGGUCCGUUGA